Molecule: messenger RNA, 3525 nt
Organism: Andrographis paniculata
Lineage: Eukaryota; Viridiplantae; Streptophyta; Magnoliopsida; Lamiales; Acanthaceae
Product: LRR receptor-like serine/threonine-protein kinase GHR1
Exons: 4
Coding region: 494-3388 (964 amino acids)
Biological process (GO): protein phosphorylation
Molecular function (GO): protein kinase activity; protein binding; ATP binding
Source: RefSeq, a predicted model, not a curated record
UCCCUUGAGAACCUCCCUGUUCCCAUUCCCAAUUGCUCUCUCUCUCUCUCUCUCUCUCUCUCUAGUCUUGUCCCUUUCAUUUCUACCACUACAUUUAAUGCCAAUGCCAUCACCACUGCCCUUCUCUUCUACUCUCACUCUACACCUAAAUAUGCUUUUCUCGAUUCUUCUCUAACCCAACCCAAAUCCUCCAUUUUCUCACUCCCUCAGACCUUCCCGGUGUUGGGUUUUUGCACAAAUGUAGAAGCCCUUCUCUUUCUCCUUCUGCUCUUAUUUUUUAAUUCUUAAAAAAUUUCAGUUGAAUUGCAAGGUGGGGUUUUUAAUUACUGCCCUUUUACUUGUUCUUGGAGGAGUUACUUAGUGCGUCAGAUUCAUCAUUCUUGUGCCCUUUUUAAUUUAUUGAAAUCCCAAGUCCCCCAUUCUUUCAUGAUUUAGUUAGUUGUCUUUUCAAUUCUCCAUUUUUAAAACAUUAAUUAUCCAUAUCCAUUAUAGAAUGCAGCUCAUCUCCACUGUAGUUCUUCUCCUAAUUGUAGAAUUGGCUUUAGCAGAAUCAGACAUUGAUGCCCUCUUAGAGCUCAAAAGUGGAUUUCACAUAGACACUAAUAGCAGCAGCAGCAGCAGCAACAGAAUCUUGUUAGAUUCAUGGGAUUCCAAUUCCUUAGCUUCUGAUGGUUGUCCUAAGAACUGGUUCGGCAUUGCCUGCAAUAAGGGCCGUGUCACUUCCAUCUCACUCGAUAGUUUAGGCCUUUCUGGUGAAUUCAAUUUUCUCGCCAUUUCCAGGCUCCAAAUGCUCAAUAACUUGUCUGUAUCUAACAACCAUUUACGCGGCACGAUCGCCAAAGAAAUCCUUUCGAUUGAAUUUUUGGCAAGUUUAGAUCUUUCCUGCAAUGCAUUUGAUGGCCUGAUUCCUUCUGGCUUCGGUAAUUUGAAAAAGUUGCAGCAUCUAGACUUGCAUUCUAAUGGCUUUGUAGGGAAUGUUAUGGGACUUUUAGCACAAUUAGGAGCUUUAGUUUAUGUCGAUCUUAGCUGCAAUGGCUUUUCAGGAUCGUUGGAUUUAGGCAUUGGCAAUCCUGACUUCAUUUCAUCGAUUAAGUACUUGAACAUUAGUCGAAAUAACUUGACCGGGACACUCUUUGAACACGAUGGAAUGCCUUACUUUGAUAGCCUAGAAGUGUUUGAUGCAAGUGACAAUCAUUUUACUGGCAAUGUGCCGUCCUUUAGCUUCGUAGUUUCGCUUAGAAUCAUCAAGCUCGGCAACAAUUGGCUGUCGGGAUCGUUGCCGCAGGGACUCUUGCAAGAGAGUUCGAUGAUCUUGUCUGAAUUAGACCUUAGCCGGAAUCAGCUGGAAGGUCCGGUAUCGAGCAUAAAUUCUGUUAACUUGAGGUAUCUGAAUCUGUCGUCGAAUAGGCUAUCCGGUCCAUUGCCGAUCAGGAUAGGGCAUUGUGCUGUUGUAGACCUCAGCCACAAUAUGUUCUCCGGGAACUUCUCGAGAGCUCAGAGCUGGGGAAACUAUGUUGAAGUGAUCGACUUAAGUUCCAACUAUCUUUCAGGGUCAUUUCCGAAUCAAACUUCACAGUUCUUGAGACUCACGUCGUUGAGGCUUUCGAACAAUUCGAUUGAGGGUGUUCUCCCGGAUGUUCUUGGGGCGUAUCCGGAGCUAAAAGUGAUCGAUUUUAGCCUUAACAAGUUGCAGGGCUCGCUCCUUCGUAGCUUGUUCAAUUCGACGAAACUGAUUGAGAUUAACCUGUCCAUGAAUAACUUUUCCGGGAUGAUUCCGGCUGAUUCGAUAGGCUUGCAGAACUACAGCCUGGUGGCUUUAAACCUGUCGGGGAAUGCGUUUACCGGUCGACUGCCACCCGAGCUUGGAAGGUUUCGAAGCUUGUUGUAUCUCGACGUGUCGAACAAUCUCCUCGAUGGCAGCAUCCCCGAUGGCCUACCGGGAACAUUGGCAGCAUUCGAUGUGUCGAAUAAUAAUCUCUCUGGCGUUGUCCCGCAAAGCUUGCAGCGCUUCCCGGCUUCUUCGUUCCAUCCGGGAAAUCUGUUGCUCGUAUUGCCGAGCGAUGGAUCUUCUCCGAAGGAAGGGGACAACCUGAAUUUAGGGAGGAGUCACAGCGGUGGUUCGCGCAUGAAAAAUGGUAUCCGAGCUGCCGUUAUUGCCGGAGUGGUUAGCGCUGUGUCGGCUAUGGCUGUACUGACUUUGGUGAUCUAUUGGAGAUCUCAUCGCGACCCUUGUAAGGAGUCUUCGACAGAAGCCGGAGGAAGGAAAGCCGUUUCUUUCGCCGGAAUUGAGUCCGGAAAUCCGCCGAGGGAUGGAUCGUUUGUUGAACAGAGCCCCAAAGAUUGUCGAAAUCCAGAAUUGGCAAGAAAAAGUGAUAUUGUAUCAUCCCCAAUGUCGAUAGCAUCGUCUGUCAGCAAUUCGCCCGGCAAGCUCCGGCAGCAAUCUGAAAAUGCGACGGCGCUGAAGGUCUGCUCGCCGGACAAAAUGGCCGGUGAUCUUCAUCUCUUCGACAGCUCCGUGAAGUUCUCGCCGGAGGAACUAUCUGCCGCCCCUGCGGAAGCCAUCGGAAUGAGCUGCCACGGGACACUUUACAAGGCGGUGCUAUCGUCGGGGCACAUAUUGGCGGUGAAACUUCUGAAGGAAGGAAUCGCGAAAGGUCGGAAGGAAUUCGCAAGAGAGGCAAAGAAACUCGGGAACAUUCGACACCCAAACUUGGUGUCGAUUCAGGGCUUCUACUGGGGGCCGAAGGAGCACGAGAAGCUGAUCAUAUCGAAGUACAUCGACGCGCCGUGUUUGGCGCUGUAUCUUCACGGAAUCGAUCCGGGGACGCUUCCACCGCUGUCGCUGGCGAAUCGGGUGAAGAUCGCGCGGGACGUCGCGGGCUGCCUGACCUACCUACACACCGAAAGCGCCAUACCUCAUGGCAAUCUGAAAUCGACGAAUGUCCUGAUCGAAAUCCCCGACGUAAACGUGCUGCUGACGGACUACAGCCUUCACCGGCUGCUGACGGCAUCGGGAACGGCGGAGCAGGUCCUGAAUGCGGGUGCCCUCGGGUACCUGCCGCCGGAGUUCACGAGCACGAGCAAACCUUGCCCGUCGUUGAAGAGCGACGUGUAUGCGUUCGGGGUUAUUCUGCUGGAGCUGCUGACGGGGAGGAGCUCGGCGGACAUUGUUCCCGGGAACCCGGAGGUGGUCGAUUUGUCGGAAUGGGUUAGCCGAAUGGCUGCGGAGAAUCGCGCCGCGGAGUGCUUCGAUCCGCAGCUUUUGGACGGCGGCGGCGGAAUUGAGGCGAUACUUGGGAUUGGUCUCAAGUGUAUCCUCCCGGCGGCGGAACGGCCGGACAUGACGAUGAUCUUCAUGGAGCUGUGUGAAGUUUGCUGUCAUGAAUGAAGGAGGAGGAUGUUGUGAAGUAAUUCUUCUUGUGCAGCUGAAAAUUCAAUCAUACCAUAUGUGUAAUAAAAGUUUCGUAAGUUAAGGCUAUGUAUUUUUAGUUUUUUUUGCAAAUUUUUAAAAAUCGUCUUUUACUA